Messenger RNA from Panonychus citri (citrus red mite), 1664 nucleotides. Its product is annotated as NECAP-like protein CG9132. The transcript has 5 exons. The record is from RefSeq and is a predicted model, not a curated record. The coding region runs from base 267 to 1181 and encodes 304 amino acids. Gene Ontology annotation, biological process: endocytosis. Gene Ontology annotation, cellular component: clathrin vesicle coat; membrane. Lineage: Eukaryota; Metazoa; Arthropoda; Arachnida; Trombidiformes; Tetranychidae.
UGAGUUGACUCAUCAGCUGCCACCGCCUCUUUUUGCUUGUUAACUUAUUGUCAAUUGGAAACAUUUUCAUUUAACAUUUUAAUUAAAUCGAUUCUCUUCCUAUUCCUCUCUUGGUUCUUAUGUUACUGUAACAAUUAUCUACUUAAUAUUCAUCUUAUAUUCACUCCUGAAGGUCCGAUAACAUUGAUCCUUAGGGUAUCAUCAUCAUCUUCAUCUUCAUCUUCAUCGUGUCUGUAACUCAACAUUCAUUUGAUUUGAAACCCAAAAUGGCUAAUGAGGAAUACGAAAGGAUCCUUUUGGUUAAAAGCGAGGUUUUGUUUUUCAAAAUUCCUCCAAGAACAACUAAUCGAGCUGUAAGAGCUUCAGAUUGGAAAUUAGAUGCUCCUGAUUGGACUUGUCGCAUGAAAUUGGUUGCGAAAGGUGACAAAUGUAUUCUCAAGGCUGAGGACAAGACCAGUGGUCAAUUGUUUGCCAAAUGUCCGGUGGAUGGAUACCCAGGGCCUGCAGUCGAACCGGUUUCCGAUUCAAGUCGCUAUUUUGUCAUUCGAGUUCAGGAUGACAACGGAAGAUCGGCUUUUAUUGGAAUGGGUUUUGCGGACAGGGGAGAUUCGUUUGAUUUCAAUGUUGCUCUUCAGGAUCAUUUCAAAUUGGUUGAAAAGCGGAGUAAAUUGGAGCAAGAAGAUGCAUCCGGAGAUAAUCAGCCCAAACUGGACUUGAAAUUUAAAGAAGGAGAAACAAUCAAAGUUAAUCUGAAUAUCUCAAAAAAAUCAGGGUCUGCGUCUAAAGCUAAAAGUAAAGUGUCUUCUGGCCCAAUAGGUAUUCUACCUCCUCCUCCGGGUGGAAUUAAGAUUCCAGGCCCGCCGGGUAAUAACAGCACCAUCACUACAACCAACUCCAGUUCUAAACCAGUAUUCAGUGAAUCAUCUGCUUCUGAUUCUUUGCUUCAAACUUCCUCGAAAGAGGAUAAUGAUCUGCUUGAUGAUUUUGACAGUUUAAGUCUCUCUCGCUCAUCGGCUCCAUCAACUGUCCAACAGGACAUCACAAAGAUAUUUGAUUCUAACAGUAAACCAAACAACGAUUUGUGGGCUGAUUUUGAAGGAACCUCCGAUACGAAUACAGCCAAUACCACGACUGGUGUUGACGUGAAUCAACAGUCAUCCAAUAAUUGGGCCAGUUUCUGAUGAACACGACAUAAUAAGCGCACAUUUGAAGGCAGAAACGCUUCUCAACUCACUUACAAUGCAAUAACUUCGAUACUUAUUAUUACCUGUUCUCAAUCACUUUCAGCUGAAUUCAAUCAUUGAUUAACUUUUUCUUUUUCUCUAUUUGGUAACUUAAUCUUUUAUUCCAAAGUUUAGAUGAUGAAGAUGAAUCAAUCCGAAGAAUACAUUACAUUAAUAGUAAUCGAUAAUUAACCGGCAACACAAUUGGAUAAAUUCUAUAGAUUGAUAAGGAAAAACUAAUAUUCAACUCGUUGAUUAACUAAUCAACUUCUGUUACUCUUCUUCUUCUUAAUUAACUAUUAUGAUCUUCAUGUUAUUUUCAAUCUUCUUCAAACAUUCACAUGUACUAAUGUUGAUUUAAUACUAGUUCUUAUUGAACGAAACAAAUGAUUUAUUUUCUUGGGAUUCCAAUUGGAUUAAUAUUUAUUUUAACAAACAAAA